UCGGUUAAAAGGCCUCUCCAAACCAAGCUCCCGGGCUGACUUUCAACCCCAGCCCGCCCCUGCUGAGGUAUAAUAGUACCAGAUUUUGACCAGCAGGGGUCAGGAAGCGCCUCUCUUAUCUCGCCCUGUGUGAUGCCCGCUCUCUGCCGCUGGGGGGCGCUCGCUCCCCUGGUCCUCCCCGGGGGUCUAAUGGAAGGAUGGCGGAGGCAGGGGUACCGGAGUCUGCCGCGGUCCGGUGCCUGGACGAGUCGUCGGACAGCGAGCCGGAGCAGGAGCCCGGAACUCCACAGAAACUCAUCCGAAAAGUGUCCACAUCCGGUCAGAUUCGCAGCAAGACGGUGUUGAAGGAGGGGAAUCUACUGAAACAGACAAACUCAUUCCAGCGUUGGAAGAGACGAUACUUCAAACUGAGAGGGAGGACUCUGUACUACGCUCAGACUGCCAAGUCGAUCAUCUUUGAUGAAGUGGACCUGACUGAUGCCAGUGUGGCUGAGUCGAGCACCAAGAACGUCAACAACAGCUUCACAGUGAUCACCCCCUGCAGACGUCUUAUUCUGUGUGCAGACAACAGGAAGGAGAUGGAGGAGUGGAUGGCAGCUCUGCGCAGCGUCCAGAACAGACAGAACUAUGAGUCCACCCAGUACAGCAUGGACCACUUCAGUGGGAUGCACAACUGGUACGCCUGUUCUCACGCCAGACCAACCUACUGUAACGUCUGCAGAGAGGCACUGUCAGGAGUGACAUCACAUGGCCUGUCCUGUGAAGUGUGUAAAUUUAAGGCUCAUAAGCGCUGUGCAGUCAGAGCCACCAACAACUGUAAGUGGACCACUUUGGCUUCUAUUGGGAGGGACAUCAUUGAGGACGAGGAUGGGGUGUCGAUGCCUCAUCAGUGGUUGGAGGGGAACCUGCCGGUCUCUGCUAAAUGUAACGUCUGUGACAAGACAUGUGGCAGCGUCCUCCGACUGCAGGACUGGAGGUGUCUCUGGUGUAAAGCCAUGGUGCAUUCAGGCUGUAAGGAGCAGCUGUCCUCUAAGUGUCCUCUGGGUCAGUGUAAAGUGUCCGUCAUCCCUCCGACGGCUCUCAACAGCAUCGACUCUGAUGGUUUCUGGAAGGCUUCGUGUCCUCCAUCCUGCACCAGUCCUCUGCUCGUCUUUGUCAACUCUAAAAGUGGAGACAAUCAGGGUGUCAAGUUCCUGCGACGCUUCAAACAGCUGCUGAACCCGGCGCAGGUGUUUGACCUGAUGAAUGGAGGACCACACCUGGGUCUGCGUUUGUUCCAGAAGUUUGAUACGUUCAGGAUCCUGGUGUGUGGAGGAGACGGCAGUGUUGGCUGGGUUCUGUCUGAGAUCGACGCCCUGACACUGCACAAACAGUGUCAGUUGGGAGUUCUUCCUCUGGGGACCGGGAACGAUCUGGCCCGCGUUCUGGGCUGGGGUUCUGCCUGUGAUGAUGACACUCAGCUGCCUCAGAUACUGGAGAAACUGGAGAGAGCGAGCACCAAGAUGUUAGACAGGUGGAGUAUCAUGGUCUAUGAAACCAAGUUUCCACGGCAACACUCUGCCUCCACCGUCACUGAGGACUGCAGUGAUGACUCUGAGGUGCAGCAGAUUCUCACCUAUGAGGACUCAGUGGCUGCUCACCUGUCCAAAAUUCUGAGCUCAGACCAACACUCUGUCGUCAUCUCCUCUGCCAAGGUCCUGUGUGAGACCGUGAAGGACUUUGUGGCUCGUGUUGGUAAAGCAUAUGAGAAGAACACAGAGAGUUCAGAGGAGUCGGAGGCCAUGGCCAAGAAGUGCGGUGUGCUGAAGGAGAAACUCGACUCAUUGCUGAAGACUCUGAAUGAAGAGUCUCAGGCCUCCACCAUGCCCCACCAGGCUCCUCCACCCACCAUUGCUGAAGAGCAGGAGGAAGUGGAGGGAGUUGUACUGCCUCCUCCUCCCCUUCAUCAUCAUCAUCCUCCUCACACGUCCUGCUCCCCACGGACAAACACCUCCUCCUCCUCCUCUGCAGCCGCAGCCAUCUUUAAACCUAGAGAACAACUGAUGCUGAGAGCCAACAGUCUGAAGAAAGCCAUCAGACAGAUCAUCGAACACACUGAGAAAGCUGUAGAUGAGCAGAAUGCUCAGACUCGGCAGCAGCUAUUCCCUGUCAGUCGGGAGGAGGAAGAGGAGGGUCUAGUGGAGGAGGAAGAGGAUAUGGAGGAGGACGAUAAGAUGUCUCUGCAGUCAUCCUACAGCAUCAAACACCGCAACACUCGCAGAGUCAGUAAGACGCCCUGCGAGAAGCUGAUCAGUAAAGGCAGCCUGUCACUUGGCAGCUCUGCAUCACUUCCUGUCCAGACAGGAAGUAGGGAGAACAUGCCCAUGCUCAACACAAAGAUCCUCUAUCCAGGUCUCAGGGGUAUCUCAAGUUCUCUCUCCAGCAGUUCAGUCAUCAGUCGACUGCUGGUGAAUGCCGACCCAUUCAGCUGUGACCCUGACAACAUGGACUGCUAUACUGAAAAGUGUGUCAUGAACAACUACUUUGGAAUCGGAUUGGAUGCUAAAAUCUCUCUGGACUUCAAUAACAAGAGAGAUGAACAUCCAGAGAAGUGCAGGAGUCGAACUAAGAACAUGAUGUGGUAUGGUGUUCUGGGAACCAAAGAGCUGCUGCACAGAACCUACAAGAACCUGGAGCAGAGGGUCCUACUCGAGUGUGAUGGGAGGCCCAUCCCUCUGCCCAGUCUGCAAGGCAUCGCUGUGCUUAACAUCCCCAGUUACGCAGGAGGAACCAACUUCUGGGGAGGAACUAAAGAAGAUGAUACAUUCACGGCUCCGUCCUUCGAUGAUAAGAUCCUGGAGGUAGUAGCGGUCUUUGGCAGCAUGCAGAUGGCUGUUUCCAGAGUCAUCAACCUGCAGCACCACCGCAUCGCUCAGUGUCGGACGGUGAAGAUCACUAUCCUGGGUGAUGAAGGUGUCCCAGUACAGGUGGAUGGAGAGGCUUGGGUCCAGCCUCCAGGUUACAUCAAGAUCAUCCACAAGAACCGAACCCAGACACUCACCAGGGACAGGGCAUUUGAAAGUACCCUGAAAUCGUGGGAGGACAAACAGAAGUGUGAGUUUCCGCGGACCCCGCCACCUCAGGCCCCUCAGCCCCUCCUGUCCUCACAACCAGAAAUUGUCUCUGAGGAAGAGGCAUCACUCGUCAGUGAGUUUGGUCAGGCAGCAGGAGCUCUCAUACACAGCAUCCGUGAAGUCGCUCAGUCUCACCACAGUCUGGAACAGGAACUGGCCCAUGCUGUCAACGCCAGCUCAAAAGCAAUGGACGUGGUCUACGCCAACUCCAAGAGCUCAGGGGCUCUGAGCUGCAGCGUUGUCCUUCAGAUGGUGGAAAAUGUCAAAGCCUUACUCAGUGAGACUGAGCUGCUCCUGGCAGGGAAGAUGUCCAUGCAGCUGGAUCCACCUCAGCAGGAACAGUUGAAUGCAGCUCUGAGUUCUGUGGCCCAGCAGCUCAGACGGCUGGCUGACGUUCCCUGGUUGUGUUCCAUCAUCGACCCCUCAGACCAUGAGGGUCCCUUGACAGAUUUCUCAAAGCGAAGUCGAAGUGCAAAGUUCCGUCUCGUCCCGAAGUUCAAGAAGGACAAAAACAACAAGAACAAAGAGACCUGUGCUACUCUCUCACUGCCAGUUCACCAGUGGGGGACAGAGGAAGUUGGAGCGUGGCUGGACUUUCUCUGCCUCACUGAAUAUAAGGACAUCUUUAUUGGCCAUGACGUCCAGGGGGCUGAACUUAUCCACCUGGAGAGGAGGGACCUGAAGGACCUUGGCGUGACGAAGGUGGGUCACAUGAAAAGGAUCCUUCAGGGCAUCAGAGAGCUCAACAGGAACAGCAGCGCCAGCGAGGCCUGACCGCACACAGCAGUCAGCUCUCCUCCUACCUCUGCUGCCAUCGACAACCUCAACUGAACUCUGACCUCGAACCAGCACAUCUGGACUCAAACACUGGGACUGAACCAGGACCCUGACUCGCUCACUCUGUUACUGGACCGGGACUCAGUCUGUCUCUGCUCAGCUUGGUGACACACAAUACACCUUCAGAGAGAAUCAAUCAGAAGAUCCAUUAGUGCCUUGUCAUCUCACCCACUGACAAAUCAGAUCAUCAGUAUUCAGGGGCAAACAUGAAGGGCUGCACCAGAACCAUAAACACACUGGGCUGUGAUUACAGAAACAAGAUGGCCGACAGAUGAGAAAGAAAUGAGCUAUCUGGUUAGAUGAACUCACUGAUAAAUAUGCUGUCAGCAGAAUUGUUUUGUCCUCUUGUUGUUAUUUUAUGGUUCAGAUUUGGCAGUAAAUGGUUCUUCUUCACCCCACGAUGAACUUGUCCACCAGGUGUGAUGAGGAUCGGGAGUCAGCUGGUCCUGAAAUCCUUGACAGCAGCAGAGACUCCAUGAGGAGCCUGACUCACAUGGAACCAGAUCAGAGCCUGAUCACGUCUAUAGAUGGCUCUUACCUUUGCUUCAGGUUUUGUUAGACUGAACCAGCUGGAGUUAACAAGGCUUGGGUUUUGUUCAAUGUUACUCCACACACCAUGUCAGGUGCCUAACUGUUGAACCAGGGCUCACCUGAGCAGCCAACCAAUCAGAACCUCCUCCGGUCCCAAACUUGAUGUACCGGGAUGCAACAGAACCCUUUAAAUUGUCACAGGAAAAUGUUAAGAACCGUUUUAUAUCAUUAAAGAAGACAUUAAUGACACCCAGUGGAGACAGUUUAGGGACGGACACUGAGGUUGGAUUAGACUGACUGACAGAGUUUUCUGUUAAAACACAUUUAUUUCUCUGGUUGAUGUUUAGAGUUCAUUAGUAAAACAGGAAGUGAUGACGCUUGGAGAGACAAUCCUGAACACAUCAGGCUGUUUGACGAAGACUCUGCAGCGACGUAAAGGAGCUGUGUUUCCUGUCUGAUGUUUCCCGUCUGUCUGCCUGUGUGUCCUUCUGUUUUAGGGACCAAACAAAGUCAACACAUUCAGCCUCACAAAAAUUCAUGUUUUGUUAAUCAGAUAAACUCAGAACUGUUUUUUUUUAAUGAUUCAUCUUCACACUCUGAGCCUUAAUAACUUCAGCUGAGAUGACUGCGGAAUCAAUUCAUCCUCUUAAUAAAUCAAACGUCAUCACAGAUUUAACGUUCUUGAGUUUUUUGUAGUUAAAUGACGUUGCAUUGUUUUUACAUCUAAUAAACCAAAUGAUCAAUUGAGAAUUGAUCCUGUCACAG
This is a messenger RNA of Acanthopagrus latus (yellowfin seabream), 5246 nucleotides long. RefSeq names its product diacylglycerol kinase delta-like. Gene Ontology annotation, biological process: intracellular signal transduction; diacylglycerol metabolic process; lipid phosphorylation. NCBI's taxonomy places the organism in Eukaryota, Metazoa, Chordata, Actinopteri, Spariformes, Sparidae. The record is from RefSeq and is a predicted model, not a curated record. Gene Ontology annotation, molecular function: protein homodimerization activity; ATP-dependent diacylglycerol kinase activity; protein heterodimerization activity. The transcript is spliced from 31 exons. The coding region runs from base 198 to 3887 and encodes 1229 amino acids.